This is a messenger RNA of Benincasa hispida (wax gourd), 651 nucleotides long. RefSeq names its product putative calcium-binding protein CML11. The record is from RefSeq and is a predicted model, not a curated record. Lineage: Eukaryota; Viridiplantae; Streptophyta; Magnoliopsida; Cucurbitales; Cucurbitaceae. Gene Ontology annotation, molecular function: calcium ion binding.
UAUUUUUAGUUUUAAGAAUGUCGGUCUCACAACUUCAAGCUUGGGCUGAGAAUGAAGCAAAUGAAUUGAUAAAGAAGUAUGAUAGAAAUGGCGACGGUGUUCUCGCAAAAGAAGAGCUACAAUCUUUCCUCCACGACACUUGUAGUUCAACUCAACUCAACAAUACAAGGUGUGUAUUAUCUAGGAUGAUCCCAAAAACUAACAACAAUCUUGUGCACAAGCUUAGUUCAAAUACUCAUAUGAACCAAAAAAAGCAGUUGCGAGACAAAAUUCAAAAUUCAUCGACAAAAGCUCUGGAUAGAAAGCAAUCUAAUAUUCCUCCAAGUCGAGAGCAGAUAAAGGAGAUUUUUAAAUAUCAUGAUAGUAACAAAGAUGGUUUUCUCAACAUUCGAGAGUUAACAAAAACUUUCGGUUCUCUAGGCUCAGUUAUUCCAUUCUACAAAGCUCACUACGCUAUGGCUUAUGCAGAUGCAGAUAAAGAUGGUCUUAUCAGUGAGGUCGAACUUGACGAGCUCAUCGAUUAUACCAAUAAAAUCAUCAAGAAGAAAUGAAAUGAGCUCCCAAGACGCAUUCUCGUAUAUUCAUGUAGGGAAGAUAAUUAUCUAACUAGAAGAAAAAUAUUGAAGAAAUAACUUUUUCUAAAUAAAAUAA